Molecule: messenger RNA, 2043 nt
Organism: Brassica napus (rape)
Lineage: Eukaryota; Viridiplantae; Streptophyta; Magnoliopsida; Brassicales; Brassicaceae
Exons: 6
Coding region: 1-2043 (680 amino acids)
Source: RefSeq, a predicted model, not a curated record
AUGGAGAAUCUGCCUCAAGAUGGUGAUGCCCAAGGAGGCAUUGAUCCAAGAGCUGAUCACCUUCGACCACAAUGCCAGCCAAAACAUCCACCGCACCAAGCUCGUGCCAUUGCAACCUAUGAUCAACCUCACAUUAAUGGUCAUAGGUUGGGAAUCAGAGCACUACCAAUAAAUGGUGUUUCUGAAGAUGCUUUCAAGUUAAAGUUGUUCCCUUUCUCUUUGGGCGACAAGGCGCACCAGUGGGAGAAGAGUCUCCCAAGUGACACUGUUAUUACUUGGGAAGAGUGUAAGAGAGCUUUCCUACACAAGUUCUUCUCUACUUCAAGAACAUCUAAGAUCAGGAAUGAAAUCUCUGGGUUUCAACAGAAAGGUCUAGAGAGCUUCAGUGAAGCAUGGAAGAGGUUCAAGGGCUACUGUUCACAAUGCCCUCAUCAUGGUUUCAGCAAGGAGAGUUUGCUUAGCACCUUCUAUAGAGGAGCUCUACCACAGUGCAGAAACAGGCUUGAUACCGCCAGCAAUGGUUUCUUCUUGGGAAGAACUGAGGAAGAGGCAGAAGAGCUGGUAGAGAACAUGGCCAAAAGUGACUCGGUCUACAGUGAGGAGCAUGAUAGGGUCAACAGAAGUGAUGAUCAGCAGACAAAGAAAGAGAUCAAGUCCUUGCAAGAGAAUAUGGACUUACUUCUUUCCAAGCAAGCUAAGCAAGAGCAGAUGAACUUUGUGGGUGGUCCUAUUCAAGAGGUUCCUUCCAAGAUCAAUGAGGUUGAUGAGCAUAACUUUCAAUACAACAACUACCAGCAAAUGUCCUACUCUAACAACCAGCAAGGAGGAUACCAGCAGAAGCAAAACACUCAGCAAGGGAGCUAUCAGCCUAGGCAAAACACGCCUCCCGGUUUUAACAAUAACAACAAGCAGUCUACUCAAGCUCAAGGAAGUUCUUCCCAAGCUCCAGCUUCAGAUACAAGUGUGGAUGCAAUGUUCAAGAAACUUUUGGAUUUUCAGCCAAGUCGCCAACAAAGGGCAUUACCUGGAAAGCCAGAGCAAAAUCCCAAGGAAACAAUGAAAGCAAUCACCCUACGGAGUGGUAGAGAGUUACCUCCAAGAAUUCUCACCAAGGAUGGUGAAAAGCAAGGUGGGGAGGUGGCUAUCAACAUUGAUGAUGAAGUGGUGAUUGUAUAUGAGAAGGUUGGAGAAGAGAAGAGGACAGUGAAACAUGGCGAAACUGCUACUCCAACAAAGGAAUCAUCUUUUGUUCCUCCUCCCUAUGAGUCAAAGCUACCAUUCCCUGGGAGAUUCAAAAGACAGCUAUUGGAGAAGUACAAGGCACUCUUUGAGAAACAAAUGAGUGAAGUUCAGGUCACAAUGCCCAUCAAUGAUGCUUUUAUGUUGGUCCCUCAGUACAGCAAAUUCUUGAAAGAUGUUAUAGCUGCAAAGAAGAAAGAGAUGGAGGGCAUGAUGAUCCUUACCCACGAGUGCAGUGUCAUUAUCCAGAGGUUAGAUGUUUCAAGGAAGCUAGUGGAUCCAGGAUGUUUCACCUUACCUUGUGCUCUAGGACCCAUGGUGUUUGAGCGAUCAGUGAAGAUUCCUGUUGGUAUCUUAGAAGACCUUCCCUUGAUGGUUGGUAACUUUGAGAUCCCUACUGAUUUUGUUGUGUUGGAGAUGGGGGAAGAAGCCCAAGACCCUUUGAUCCUUGGAAGACCAUUCUUAGCCACAGAAGGAGCCAUUGUGAAUGUUAGACAAAGAAAGAUUGAUCUUCAUCUUGGACAAGGGAACAUCCUCCACUUUGACAUCAAUGAAGUGAUGAGGAGGCCAACCAUCCAGAACCAAGUUUUCUACAUUGAUGAAAUGGAUGUUCUAGCUGAUGAGCUUCUAGAGGAGUUGGCACUUGAAGACUCUCUACAGCAUGCCUUAACAAUUGAGAGAGAAGUCCAAGUGAUUGAGAACAAGGAAAGUGAUGCCUAUGUGAAGAUGUUGGACUCUCACAAGGGGAUUAGUGGUGAAGAACAGAAUGAGGAGCUUUCAUAUGAGAUUCACCAUGCUUCCUAA